Chenopodium quinoa (quinoa) is the source of this 3042-nucleotide messenger RNA. Its product is annotated as pentatricopeptide repeat-containing protein At1g09820-like. The transcript is spliced from 2 exons. Gene Ontology annotation, molecular function: protein binding. The coding region runs from base 202 to 2064 and encodes 620 amino acids. Lineage: Eukaryota; Viridiplantae; Streptophyta; Magnoliopsida; Caryophyllales; Amaranthaceae. The record is from RefSeq and is a predicted model, not a curated record.
UCCAAAACUAACACCUUCCUUUAGAUGCUUACAAGUUACAAUUGCAAGUUUGCAACCCCAACCCCUGCAUUUGCCUGCGCCGGCGAUUCACACAACAGAGACACGAAAUAGCCGGGACCCAAUUCUUACUGCCCACCGCACUGAUCACCGGUAACCUCUGUAUCUCUCUAUCUACUUGAAUUUCAUUCGCUGAAUGCUGAAAUGUAUGCAAUUUCCCCAUUUUUUCGAUGUCUAAAAUCAGUUAAUCGCCACUAUAAUACCCCUUUUUAUUCCAUUAUAUCUCUUCAUUAUCAUGUAAGGUUGUUUAGUACUUCAAAUUCUACUCAAAUUAAUGAAACCCCAGAAAAUUUGAACCCAAUCUCUGCGAUUUCUGAGCUCAUAGCUAAGCAGCAUUGGAGGGAAUUGAAAAGAAUUUAUUUAAGUAAAACAAACCCUAAUGAAAUUCUGCAACAAUUGAUUGAUUUUAAAUCUGACCCACGAUUGAUUCUUCAAUAUUUCAAAUGGUUGGAGAUGGAUCAUGAAUACUGUGUUUCACAUGACACUGAGAUGUAUUUAGAGGUUUUUCAUAUGUUAGCUGGGGAGAAAUUAUAUGGGGAGAUUAGGAAAUUGUUGAAUGGGUUUGUGAAGAGAGGGGAGUACUCGAAUUCAGAGGUGUUUCAUAUUCUUUCGACGAAGUUUGCUGAUUUUUAUGGGAUUAAUUCGGUGAUUGUUGACAUGCUGGUUCAGACAUGUGUGAAGAAUUUGAAGGUGGGUUUGGCGGUUGAGGCGGUUAGAAGAGCUUGGGAUUAUGGGUUCAGGUUAUCUAUAUUAUCGUGUAAUCCAUUGUUAAGUGCUUUGGUUGAUGAAAGGGAGACAAAAGUUAUGGAGUACGUGUUUAAAGAGAUGAUUAGGAGGCGGAUUAAGCUUGAUAUUACGACUUUUAACACAGUCAUUAAUGGGUUUUGUAAAGUUGGUCAGCUGCAAAGGGCAAAUGAUCUUUUGGAGGAUAUCAAAUUAUGGGGUCUAUCUCCGUCGGUUGUCACUUAUAAUACUCUUAUUGAUGGGUAUUGCAAGAUGGCAAGGGUUGGAAGGAUGUAUAAAGCUGAUGCUUUUUUGAAAGAAAUGGUGUCAAUGGACAUCAGUCCGAAUGAGAUCACCUACAAUACUCUUAUUGACGGAUUCUGUAAGGAUCAAAACUUGCCCUCUGCUUUGAAGGUUUUUAAAGAAAUGAAGUGCCAAGGAUUGAAACCUAAUGUUGUCACAUAUAACACACUGAUUAGGGGGUUUUGUAGUGAUGGGAAAAUUGACGAAGCUUUAGAGAUAAGAGAUGAUAUGUCUCUUCAAGAUUUGAAGCCAAAUAUCAUAACGUAUAAUAUCCUCAUCAAUGGCUAUGCUAAAAAGGGAAUGUUCAAAGAAGCUAGGGAGCUGCUGGAAGAUGCUGAUAGAAUUGGUGUAAUUCCUAGUGCUGUAACUUUCAAUACUUUGAUCGAUGCUUAUUGCAAGGCUGGGAUGAUGGAUGAAGCUGUUGCAUUGCUGAAUUUAAUGUUGGAGCGGAACAUUACCCCAAAUGUCUCUACUUAUAAUUGCUUGAUUGGUGGCUUUUAUAAAAACGAGGAUUUUGGAGCGGCUGAUGAUAUCUUAAAAGAAAUGAAAAGUGUUGGGCUCCAAGCUGAUACCGUGACAUAUAACAUAAGGAUUGGUGCUCUUUGCCAGAAAGGCAACACAAGAAAUGCAGCUAAGCUACUGGAUCAAAUGUUAGAGAUGGGUUUGACUCCAACUCAUGUGACAUAUAAUACCUUAAUUGAUGGCUACUGUACUAAAGGAAAUCUCAGGGAUGCCAUGAAUAUGAGAUUAAGAAUGGAUAAAGCUGGUAAGCGAGCAAAUGUUGUGACAUAUAAUGUCUUGAUAAAGGGUCUUUGUAGCAAAGGCAAGCUGCAAGAAGCAAACAAGCUUCUUAAUGAGAUGUUGGAGAAGGGUUUAGUCCCUAACCGGAUCACCUAUGAUAUAAUUAAGGAGGAAAUGAUGGAGAAAGGAUUUUCUCCUGAUAUUGAUGGACACCUUUAUAACCAAUCUUCUGUGUCUUAAUUGGGCAAGGGGGUUAUUGCUUGAGUGUUUUCAUAUCACUAUUUUGUUAGCAGUUGACGGUAUUAGAUGCUACUUGCUAAACCUUGGCUGCCGAGUUUCCCUAUUGAACAGAAACUCACCCGUUGUCAGUGGGGCAAAGAAGAAGAAGAUUACAUGGGCCCCACAGCCCCCACCAUCUUGUUAUCGGACCCUGGAUUAUGUCACUGACUUUUAGGUUCUGUUAUCACUCUCUUGGUUGGCAGGCUGGCAGCAAGAAGCUGAUGCAUGAAAAUUUUGCUAUUUAACAGACGGGUUCUUAACCUGGAGAUCAAUCCUCUUAUCGUACUUGGUUACAGAGGUUUGGUGAAGCACAAUCAACUGGAUCAAGUCUUCAUACCCAGAGUAGUGUUCCAAUAGGGAUGACCGAGCUUGUUAAAAAUACUCAAUUAGGGCUGAGGACUGCUUAAAUGCUGACGGUUUAUUAGUUAGAACGGUUAGAAGUAUUAUCUUGCACCUUUACAUCCGUAAGUUUGUCAGGUCAAGUCAUGAAGUAUGAAGAUAAGAUUUCAUCAGCCAUGGAGGAAAACCUCAUUGUCGUGAAGUCUUCAUCUGUGGUACUACUAGAUGCAUGUAUGAGUUCCCAUCAUGACAUCAAUGAUAUUCAGACCCUCAUCACCUUUGAAUAUGAUAUGGAGUGUAUUGUACAGCAAGCAAAACACUAUUGGUCAGAAAUGAGAAUUUAGUAAACCUCAAAUUUGGUAUCUAUAUCAAGUAUUCGCCAAGCCCUAGCUACUACAUUGAACAUAUUGUAAUAGCUAGAGCUUGGUGAUGGCUUGGCAAGUCAUUCAAAUGUGCCGCAUUUUAGCUACCUUGUAUCUCAAAUAAGAAGUUGCCUCAUUUGUUGGUUGAUUUAAGGUAAUUAGAAUAUUUGUGUUUUUGGGAAUUUGGGAUGUAACUCAUGCAAUUCAUUAAAAGUUGAUUGAAAUAUUACCUUGUUGA